This is a messenger RNA of Macrosiphum euphorbiae (potato aphid), 1107 nucleotides long. The record is from the annotation of a GenBank genome assembly. Lineage: Eukaryota; Metazoa; Arthropoda; Insecta; Hemiptera; Aphididae.
AUGAGUGGUGCAGCAGUCGAAAUCGGGAACAACAGGUGUAAUGACAUUGACGGGACGACCGUGCGGGUACGCGUGAUCGCACCGUCGUCCAUGGGCAAACCGUCGAACCUAGAGGUGUUCAGAAGGUUCUUGCGGGACGCGGGCAUGACGGCGCGCGUCGAUGACUCGAUUUACCGGGCCGGAGCUGACCCGUUCUACGCCAACACCGACCAGUUCCGGGCGGCCGACCUGGUGGACGCGCUGACGGACAGCAGCAUGGUGGUGUGGUGCGCGCGCGGCGGCGAAGGCGCGUCUCGUCUGAUACCGUACCUGGAGGCGUUGCCGGCUGACCGGAAGCAGAGGAUUCGGGACGCCCGGAAAACGCUGGUCGGUUACAGCGACGCGACGGCGCUGCACGUGUACCUGCAGACGGUGUACGGGUGGCAGACGGUGCACGGCACAAUGUUGGAAAUGAUCGCCGGUGGCACGGUGGACAGGCGGUCGGUGGACGCACUGGUGGCCCUGGUGACCGGCCGAUCGGACCGGGUCCGGUACGAACUGCGGCUGGUCCACGCCGACGGCCCAAAGGACUUGCGGCUGGCGUUGGCUGUCUCCAAGGUAGCGGGUGGCAACCUGACGCUAGUCGAGAACUCGCUGGGCACGUCGUGCGGCUUCCGGGGUGACGGUAAGAUCGUGUUCUUGGAGGACGUGCGAGUCCAACCGUACUCGGUGGAACGAAGCCUCGAUCACAUGAAGCUGGCCGGCGUGUUCGAUGGCGCCACUGCCGUCGUGUUCGGUUCGUUCAGUGUGGAAGAGCAGCCCGCGGGUAGCUGUACCGGCGUACCGUCGUCGGACGACAACCUGAUCGACCUGGUAUUUCGGCGAUUCGCGGCCACCCUACCGUUUCCCGUGUUCCGCGUCGAUGGCAUCGGUCACAGUUUCGUCAAUAACCCGCUGCCGCUGAACACCGAGGCCAGAGUGGUGGGACCGGCGCGGUUUGACGACGCCACCGGAACAUCGAUUUACACUUUGACCGUCGACAACGUCUACAAUACUGGUGCGCGGAGCUGUAUUCGCCAACCUGCACCGCUUGACCAAGCAGCUAAGUCUGCAGGUGUAGGCGUGUAG